Messenger RNA from Notodromas monacha, 960 nucleotides. The record is from the annotation of a GenBank genome assembly. NCBI's taxonomy places the organism in Eukaryota, Metazoa, Arthropoda, Ostracoda, Podocopida, Cyprididae.
AUGGACGUUCCGCAAGAUGCGCCUGCUGCUUGUCCCGGGACAGGAAGUGGAGUUGCAGGAAAAGUGAGUGCGUGUCAAGGAUGCCCAAAUCAAUCUGUGUGUGCUUCGGGCGAGCAGAUGAAUCCCGAUUCCGAUAUUGCUGCGAUUAAGGAGAAAUUGCUGCCUAUCGCCAACAAGAUCAUGGUUAUGUCAGGAAAAGGAGGUGUGGGCAAAACAUCUGUAACUGCAAUGCUAGCCCGUGGGCUGGCGAAGCGCUAUCCUACUUCUCACAUAGCUGUACUGGACGUGGACGUUUGUGGGCCAUCCAUGCCGAGGGUGAUGGGCGUCGAGGGAGAGUCGGUGCAUGUGAGCGGAAUGGGCUGGUCCCCAGUGGCUGUUGAUGAUAACAUCAGCGUGAUGUCGAUUGGAUUCCUGUUGGAAAAUCUGAGCGAUGCGGUUGUAUGGCGAGGACCGAAGAAAAACGGAUUAAUUAAGCAGUUUCUGCGGGACGUAGAUUGGGGUCCGGCGGAUUACCUGCUGAUAGACACUCCCCCGGGAACUUCAGAUGAGCACCUGUCAGUUGUUCAGUUCCUGCUUCCGGCGAACCCGAAGGGUGCUGUUAUCGUAACGACACCUCAGGAAGUUUCUCUGUUGGAUGUUCGAAAAGAGAUUAACUUUUGCAAGAAAGUGAAAUUGCCGAUCCUUGGUGUCGUGGAGAACAUGAAACGUUUCGUUUGUCCUUCGUGCAAUCAUGAGAGCGACAUCUUCCCAGCAAUGCUCAGUGGUGGAACUCGGGAGAUGUGCGAUGAAAUGGGCGUAGCGUUUCUGGGCUCCCUGCCGCUGGAUCCAAGCGUGGGCCGACUGUGCGACCUUGGAGAAGACCCAAUGUCGCUUAAUGACGAUGGACAGCGUUCUAGAACCGUGACACCUGCAGCCAUUGCACACCUCGUUGAAGCGGUCGAUGAGGCGAUUAAGGCGUAG